GUUGACAGCAUGAGCAUAUUGUGUAGCAUGCACGGCCAACGAGCUUUCAUCAUAACAUGGCGUCAAAAUGGCGAGAGUCGAGUGUCGUUGUUAUGAGAGGAUGUUAAUAUCAGGUAAUUGAGACAAAGCUGUUUGACCGUGACCCUUGACCACUCCAUGCCAUAUAUCCGGUGGCAUGGGUCACAAUGACUAAGAACCACUUUGACACAUUGGGUCUUAAACCAGGGGCCUCUGAAGAUGAAAUUAAGAAGUCUUUUCGCACUCUGGCCAAGAAGUGGCACCCAGACAAAAACAAAGAUGCAGGUGCAGAAGAAAAGUUUAAAGAAAUUUCAGCAGCUUAUGAUUACCUCCAAAGCAAAGAUCGGAGAGAGAUACUUGAGAGAGAUAUUAACAAGAAGAGAGAAGCCAAGAAAACAGAAACCACAAAUGCACAAUCAUCAAGUUUCUUUAAGACAAACAACAGCCCAAAGUAUACAUCUUCAGAAUCCUAUACCUCCAGCACAAAAACACAAUCGGAGAAGAAGGAAAACAAAGACCCGGGGAAGAAGAGAGAUCCACACUGGACAAGUUCCUUCUUUGGGAAGAAUAAGGAAGAGAGGAAGAAACCGUGGCAUCAGAAAGGGGAGGAAACUCGGACCUACAAAGAAGAAAAGGCUCCACCGAAAUACACAAAACAGCCUCCUACAUUUUCAGAUGCGUUUCGCUCAUUUGUCAAUCAUUUAGAUUCCGAGUUUGAUGCCUUCUUCCACGAACCUGGUCAGGAGGAUGAGUUUGCCGACUUCCUGUCCCCAGUGUCUGUCAGUCCUCAUAGGAAAAGUAAAAAGAAACCACCGAUGAGACCGCGUAAUGUUGCCUCCGAAACAGGGAAGGCGGAGGGCUUGGAUGAAGAAUACAUGUUCACACCUCGUGCAGGUCAUCAACAGAGGGUCUAUGCAUCUGAUGAUAGUGACAUGUCAUCUGACGGGGAAUUUGGAUAUGAUGCUGACAGAGCUGCUGCUAAGACGCCAUGCCGCCACUGUGGGAAGCCUGUCAGAGCCUAUAGACUGGUCCAGCAUGAGCAGGCUUGUGGCAGGUUCACUGAUAGCUCCAAUGACGAAGAUAUUUUCCCAGACAUCAAUUCUCGACCUAUGAAGGCGACUGGUGACUGGCGCCAGACUCAUACAGAACUCCGUAAUCAUAUCCGCAGAGCUAAACAGGCAGCACGGGCCAGAGCUGCAGAGGAACGUUUUGCACCUGUGACGUGUAAAUGGUGUGGUCGCAUGUUCAACAAGCAGGCUGCAGAACAUCACAUCCCCAUGUGUGAGAGACGGACAAAACAACAUGGCUCACCCAUGAGUUCUACUGGCCACACAAUUACCCCCAGCAAGAGCAGCAAGUCAGAGAGAGCCAGGCAGGUUAGUGGUACUGUCAGAUUGCUUGACUGGGUAGUAUGUGUAUUUGUAUUUAUGUAUGAGGGAUGGACAAAACAACAUGGCUCACCCUUGAGUUCUACUGGCCACACAAUUACCUCCAGCAAGAGCAGCAAGUCAGAGAGAGCUAGGCAGGUUAGUAGUGGUACUGUCAGGUUGCUUGACUGGGUAGUAUGUGUAUUUGUAUUUAUGUGUGAGAGAUGGACAAAACAACACGGCUCACCCUUGAGUUCUACUGGCCACACAAUUACCCCCAGCAAGAGCAGCAAGUCAGAGAGAGCCAGGCAGUAUGCAAAGAAAGUCCCUCGUCCAGGAGGCAAGAGGGAAGAUGUGAGUGACUCUAGUGAAGAAGAAACUCCAGGAUCUCGGAGAUAUGGUCACCAGGCAACACAUGUUGGCAGAGACAGAGGCAAAUCAAAAGAAGAACCACACGUGUCGUUCCACUCACAGCCAGGGGUACGCAGAGGUCAGCAGACAUCUGCUUCAAACCAUUCUUUUCUCGGGGUCAAUGGAGAGGGGCUGAAGAAAAAAAACAGUGCCAGCAACCUCAGCAAUAAUAGUAACCUUGGAGAUGGUGGUUGUUCCCAGUGUCGCAGCAAGUACGGAAGUGCUGCCAAGUUCAACUGUAGCUGUGGAACUAGGAACAGUUUCAGGUGACAGAUGUGUCAUUCUCAGUACGGAGGUGUUGAUCUUGUGAUGGAGGUCUCAUGAAGUGUGUCUGGCUCAUGAUGGAUGUGUCUGGCUCAUGGCGGAUGUGUCUGUCUCAGUGUGACGGAUGUGUCUGUCUCAUAAGGGAUGUGUCUGUCUUUUGACUGAUGUGUCUGUCUCAUGACAGAUGUGUCUGUCUUGUGACGGAUGUGUCUGUCCCAUGAUGGAUGUGUCUGUCUCAUGACGGAUGUGUCUGUCUCAUGACAGAUGUGUCUGUCUCAUAAGGGAUGUGUCUGUCUCAUGAUGGAUGUGUCUGUCUCAGUGUGACGGAUGUGUCUGUCUCAUAAGGGAUGUGUCUGUCUUAUGACUGAUGUGUCUGUCUCAUGACAAAUGUGUCUGUUUUGUGAUGGAUGUGUCUGUCCCAUGAUGGAUGUGUCUGUCUCAUGACUGAUGUGUCUGUCUCAUAUGGGAUGUGUCUAACUCAUGACUGAUGUGUCUGUCUCAUGACAAAUGUGUCUGUUUUGUGACAGAUGUGUCUGUCUCAUGAUGGAUGUGUCUGUCUCAUCACUGAUGUGUCUGUCUCAUGACGGAUGUGUCAUAUCAGUCUCUUGAUGGACAUUACCUUAUCAGUGAAUUUCUUUGCAUUGACUACACACAAGACCUGAGGAUUGCAAUCAGCAUUGUGAUAUGAUCUGUGACCAACAUCUGUUCCUUCGCACUAUGACAAUCGUAGGUGUGCCUAACAGCAUGAGAGCUAUGACAGUCAUAGGGCUGAGAUCUCUGUUUGGAUCAGCAUCACAGGACAUAAAACAGUUCUCACUUACGCAUGUAGUAUUAUCACUAUUGCAGUUCACACCUUACUGUAGACUCUAGUCCCAGCACUAGUCCCCUUAUACACAACUGCAAGCUUAAAGCACGUUCACAUCAGUUUGUAGGCUAAUCUGAUAGGCUUUGAUUUUUAUUGGUCUUAUACAGAGUUAUAUCAGUGACAUAGAGCCCAACUGGCUCGUUGGGUAGCCUAGUCCAUCAAUUGUUCGAUCAUCACACUGAAUAUAUGUUUGACUCUCAGAUGUGUACACUAUGUGAAGCCCAUCUUGGUGUUCCUCAAUAUAGCUGGAGGGGGCACAGGUGGCCCAGUCGUCUGAGGCACCGCGAUUCGCUGUGCAGAGUUGCGUCCCUUGGGCAUGCCAGAAACCUAUGAUUGUGGGUUUCGAAUCCCGGUUCGCCCAGAUUAUGUUUCUAGGUUUGUCAGCACCAUACCCGUGCUCGUGGGUUUCACCGAAGUGGUAACCGUCUGAGACCUGCAUCACUUUGGGUCUUAAACCACAUUGACCUAUUUCUUACUCAUAGGGUUUUUAAAGAUGAGGAGGGGUUGGGCUUGUUGGUUAUUGUUAUAGAAGAUUCUGUUUGGCUCUCUUACAAAGCUGAGUUUUGUUUCCUUUGUAACCAGCAUUAAUUGUAUCGAAAUAUUCAUGCAGGAAGAUGAUGAUUAUACUCUUUGUUAUUGUUAUUUAGUUAUUAUUAUGGCUAUAGAAAUCAAGAUUGAUCUUAUUAAUAAUCUUAUUGUAAACAUGCACAUGAUUAAUUGGCAAUAAAGUAUUCUUUAUUCCCCUUUUAGUAUGGUAAACCUUGGCAAACCUUUUAGCAUCAGUUUUGUGUUUCAGUUUAAGCUGGUGAUGUGGAGAUUAAAUCUUACUUCCUAAUUGUUCAUAAUUCAUGAAGUUUGUGGUUAAUCAUAUAUUGGAAUUAUUCCCAGAUCUCAGAGAUCAUUAAUCUGGCCUAGAAUGCAUUGAAGCUCAUAUUUUCUUAAGUGCAUGAAAACUGUUCAGGAAGUCAUUGGCAGUAAUUUACUGAGGCCACAUGCGGAGUCUGGGUUAAAAUAUAGGUCACAAGGGAACCUUUCCUUGUUGUUAGAGGCGACUAAGUGGAUUGGAUGGUCAGUUUCGGUGACUUUGUUGAUUGCAUAUCAUCGUACCCAGACGGCGUGGAUUUUUGCUCAUAAUAUCUAGACCGCCUCUGUGGUCUAGUGGUAGAG
Messenger RNA from Haliotis rufescens (red abalone), 4092 nucleotides. RefSeq lists its product as uncharacterized. NCBI's taxonomy places the organism in Eukaryota, Metazoa, Mollusca, Gastropoda, Lepetellida, Haliotidae. The transcript is spliced from 9 exons. Gene Ontology annotation, biological process: protein refolding. The coding region runs from base 186 to 2066 and encodes 626 amino acids. Gene Ontology annotation, cellular component: cytoplasm. The record is from RefSeq and is a predicted model, not a curated record.